Anneissia japonica is the source of this 2097-nucleotide messenger RNA. RefSeq lists its product as uncharacterized. The coding region runs from base 1 to 2097 and encodes 698 amino acids. The record is from RefSeq and is a predicted model, not a curated record. The transcript has 2 exons. Gene Ontology annotation, biological process: DNA integration. Gene Ontology annotation, molecular function: nucleic acid binding. NCBI's taxonomy places the organism in Eukaryota, Metazoa, Echinodermata, Crinoidea, Comatulida, Comatulidae.
AUGGACCAAAUAUUACAGGGAAUUCCCGGAGUAGAAUGUUACCUUGAUGACAUUUUAAUAUCUGCACCAUCUGAGUCAGAACAUUGGGUUAGAUUAAACCAAGUAUUUCAACGGUUAGAGAAAUAUGGUGUGAGAGUUAAAAAACAGAAGUGUGAAAUUGGUAAACCAUCAGUAGUCUAUUUGGGUCACAAAAUAGAUGGAAAUGGUAUACACCCUACUUCAGACAAGGUAGAAGCGAUUGCACAAGCAUCCAGUCCCACAAACAUUACCGAAUUGCGCUCCUAUUUAGGCUUACUAAAUUACUACGGGAAAUUUUUUCCAAAUGUAUCUACGGUUAUAAAUCCGUUAAAUGCGCUAUUGCGCAAACAGACACCUUGGUGCUGGGAUAAGGGUUGCGAGGUUGCAUUCCAAAAUAGUAAAAAAUUAAUACUAGAUAACUCAUUGCUAGUACAUUAUGAUGUAAACAGGGAAUUGAGGUUAGCGUGCGAUGCUUCUCCGUACGGUGUGGGUGCGGUUAUCUCGCACAUAAUGCCAAAUGGUAAGGAACGCCCCAUUGCUUUUGCGUCGCGGACACUAUCUAACAGUGAACAAAACUAUGCGCAAAUUGAACGCGAGGCACUAUCCAUAGUGUAUGGUGUCAGAAAAUUCCAUAAAUACUUAUAUGGGAGACGUUUUGUUUUGAUCACCGAUCAUAAGCCACUUACUGCUAUAUUAAACCCUGAAUCCCCUGUGCCCACUUUGGCUGCAGCAAGAAUGCAGCGUUGGGCGUUACUAUUGUCAGCGUACAAAUAUGACAUCGUCUAUAGGAAAUCUAAUGAUCACUGUAAUGCAGAUAUGUUAUCUAGGUUACCAACCAAAGAUUCUAGAGAUGAACAUGUAGAAGUAAAUUAUUUCUCAUAUGUUGAUGACUUACCUAUAACGGCAAAUGAUAUUGGUAAAGCAACAAUCAAAGAUCCUUUAUUAGCUAAGGUGUAUGAUUACGUUUUGAAUGGUUGGCCAAACCAUGUUAAGGAUAAAGAGAUACAGCCUUUCUUCAUACGCAGAAAUGAAUUGUCAGUUGACAAGAGGUGUAUUUUGUGGGAAUUACGAGUAGUAAUACCUGGCAAAUUUAGGUCAACAUUAUUAAAUGACUUACAUGAACAGCACCUGGGCAUAUGUAGAAUGAAAGGGUUAGCUCGAAGCUACUUAUGGUGGCCAGGGUUAGACCAAGGGGCUUCCCCCAUAGUAGUUGUACCGAAGGGUGAUGGUAAAGUACGGUUGUGUGGGGAUUAUAAGGUUACGUUUAUCUCUAGUGACUUUGCCGAGUUUAUGAAUAGAAAUGGUAUAAUACAUAAACGUGUAGCGCCAUAUCAUCCUGCUUCCAACGGGGCAGCGGAACGUACCGUUCAAAUUGUGAAGGCGGCGCUAAUUAAGCAAUUACUUGAUCCUAAUCCACGUAAACGAAACUUGUCAUUACACCACAAGUUAGCAAACUUCCUUAUUACUUACCGUAAUAGUCCUCAUACCACGACGGGUAGAACACCCGCAGAGUUAUUUCUAAAGAGACAACCUAGAACUAGGUUCUCAUUACUGAAGCCUAAUCUGGCUCAAGAAAUUGAUAGGAAGCAAGCUAAACAAACUGAGUAUCAUGACAAGGGUCGUGUACAAGAACGGAUAUUGCAUGUAGAUGAUAGAGUUAGAGUCAAGAGUAAUGUAGGUGGACUAGUUAAAUGGUUGCCUGGUAAGGUAACCAAGGUUUGUGGUUCUCGUACCUAUUUGGUAUACAUGUAUAACAAUUGUAAGAUUCGAUUUGUACACAUAGACCACAUAUUGAGUUCCAAAGAGAAGGGGGUACCAUGUAAGUCUGCAGACAAUCCCUCAGUAGACGUACAAGUCCCACUGAUUAGUCCAGAAGGACUUCCGAUAGAGGUUCUGGAUGGUCCAGAAAAAUCCGAAAAUGGGAAAGGGACUCCGGGUCAGAAGGACCAGGUUCCACUAAGUGUGGGUCCACAAAUUGCUGAUAUUCAGCCAAGCCCUCUGGUACCUAGUGCAGGUAUUGCUCAGGAGAGGCGCUAUCCUGUAAGAGUCCGUAAGGCUCCAGAUAGACUAAAUUUGUAA